Entamoeba dispar SAW760 is the source of this 3213-nucleotide messenger RNA. RefSeq names its product serine-threonine protein kinase, putative. NCBI's taxonomy places the organism in Eukaryota, Evosea, Mastigamoebida, Endamoebidae. The transcript has a single exon. Bases 1 to 3213 code for a protein of 1070 amino acids. The record is from RefSeq and is a predicted model, not a curated record. Gene Ontology annotation, molecular function: ATP binding; protein kinase activity. Gene Ontology annotation, biological process: protein phosphorylation.
AUGACUCUUUGUACAUUGUUAAUAUUAAUUUAUUUGUGUUAUUCAUUUAAAUGUUCUCCAGGUUGUAUUGGGGGUUGUGAAGCUGAUAACACUUGCAGAGGAGGAUGUUCAGAGAAUUAUUUUAAUGACACAUCAUGUUUAUAUUGUAAAUGGACUGACCCUAACGAUGAUGUUUAUGAGACAUUUAUUCCGAAUGGUACUUAUUGUAUGAAGACAACAAAUAUUAUUAUUAAAAAAAGUUGGCUUCCUGAACAAAAAGAUAUAGAAAGUAUUACAACAGGAAGUACUGUUACUUUUACAAUUAAUGAAAAUUCUAUGGCUGAUACUAGUUUUUGUUAUUAUAGACAAAAAUAUAGACUUGGUAAAUGGUUUAAAUUAGAUAUGAGCUCUAUUUAUACGGACACACUCUCCAUUAAUAUUGCUAAAAAUUAUGAAUCAAGUGCUUUUCUUUCUAUUGAUAUAACUAAUUCUCAAAGUGAUGCUUAUACUGGAAAUUGUCUUGCACAUGCUUCAUUAAAUGAAACAAAUUUUGAAACAAAUAUGUUAGUUCCAAUUUUAAAUCCAAUUUAUUCUUCUUCAACAAAGAAAGAUGAGAAUUUUUAUUAUAUAUUCAUUAACGUUAAAGAGUAUAAAGUUGUUACUGUUUCAUUAACAAUCCAACCAGUUAAUGGAAAAACAGGUGUUUCUAGAUUUAAUUUAACUCAAGACAUAGCAGAUUCAUUAGCAAAUGAUUUAUCUAAGAAUAUGUAUGUUUAUUUCUCAGUAGAACAAUAUGGUAUUGUUUGUUAUCCAGUAUGUAUUCCAAAUAUUAUAAUGAAAAUUAUCCUUUUUGAGAUUGAAUUUGAUGGAGACUAUUCAAUUCUUAUAGAUACUAGAGGAGCUGAUCGUGUUAAUUAUAUUCAAGAAUUUGAUUAUAUAGUUAAUGAGUCAGGAUAUAGAUAUACUAAAUGCCUUAAUGUUUGGACUGGAACACCACAUGGUGUAUUUGCUGAUGAAGAACCAAAUGGAGUUUUUGUACGUAUUGAAGGUAAAGCUAAUACAAAAAGAUAUUUUGGUAUUAUGUCUGAAGAACAACGAAUUAACUUAAAUGUAGAAGUUAGAGCUAUUUGUCCAAAAAAUUGUAACGCUGAAACUGGAAAUGGAAAUUGUCUUCCACAAGAAAAGAAAUGUGUAUGUAAUGAUAGUUUUGGAGGUGAUGAUUGCCAUAAAUUAUGUUACUAUAAUGGGAAAUGGCAAGUUAAUGAUUAUAGUUCACUUUGCUAUUUUAACACUUCUCAUUGUGACCAGUUCUGUAAAUGUGAACCAGGAUAUUCUUUAGUUAAUAAUUAUUGUGUAAGUAAUGAAUGUAAAAAUGGAAAACUUGGUAGUGGUGAUGAAUGUAUUCAGAAUAGUGAAGGAUGUUUACCAAAUUGCAGAUGUGAUAGUAGUAGUGGAUGGAAAUUAAGUAAACAAAAAGGAAAAUGUGUAAAUGUACUGUGUGGAAAUGGAAUUAUUGAUAGUCUUUAUAUGAAAGAUACAUUUUUAAGAAAAGAAGAAUGUGAUAAUGGAACUAAUUGUAAUUCAUUCUGUCAAUGUAUAGAUGGACAUACUCCUGAUCCAGAUGAUCCAACAUCAUGUAUAGAUACUAAGAUUUCUGGAGGUGCUAUUGCUGGAAUUGUUAUAGGAGGAACAGUUGGAUUGAUAUUAAUUCUUAUCUUCUUUAUUGUAUUAUUAAUCUUUGUACUUAGAUAUAAAAAAGUUGAUAUCAAUAUUUAUAAAAUACAACAACCAGUUUAUUAUUAUUACAUUCAUGGAUCAACUACUAGUGCACCAUCAAAAACUGCACGUUAUAUGAUAGAUCCUAUUGAUUUAGACUAUGGAAAUGAUACAACUGCAACUGCUAUUAUGGAUACUAGAUUUGAAAGAAUGGAAGUUAAUAAUUAUUCAAGAAAUAAAUGGAUGAUGAUUAUUUUCCAUACACCAAAUAAUCCAAAAUAUGUUUUUUAUUUUGAACCUCAAGUAUUACUUAUAAGACCUCAUUCUACACCAAAAUUACUUACAAGUUAUAUGACACUUCAUUGUACUACAAAAAUUAGAGAUAUGAAAAUUCCUUAUACUGUUUGGUUUAGUAAAUCUAAAUCAACAUUAGAAUCUAUUGCUAAUCUUUUGAAAGAUAAAAGCUUUGAAACAUGGACUCCAGAAGACCAAGCUCAAAUGGAUAAACUUUGUAAAAAUGUUAGAAGACACUGUCAUUAUCAUAUUACUAUUAAAACAGAUGCUGCAUCUUCUACUCAUAUUGAUAUGGAUGAAUUAAAUAUGUCAGAAAAACCAAUUGCUGAAGGGGCAAUGGGUAAAGUUUAUAUUGGAAGUUAUCGUAGUGUUCCAGUUGCAGUAAAACAAUUUAGAUGGGAGAGUCUUAGUGAUGAAGAAAUGAGUGAAUUAAAAAAAGAAGUAAUAGCAGAGUGUGAAAUGAUGAGUAAAUUAAGAAAUCCAUUUAUUGCAAAUUAUAUGGGAUCAGUUACUUAUAUACCACAAGUUUCUAUGAUUAUUCAAUUCUUUGUUUUAGGAUCAUUAGGAGAGUAUUUAAGAAAAGAAAAAGAAGAUUAUGUAAAAUUACCAUAUAAAUUAAAAGUUAGAAUGUUAUUUGAUACCGCAAGAGGAAUGCAAUUCUUACAUGAAAAUAGAAUUAUGCAUUUAGAUCUUAAACCUGAUAACUUAUUGGUUAAUUCUUUAUAUACUGAUUCUGCUUGUUGUAUUAAAAUUACUGAUUUUGGUACUUCUAGAUUUACUAAGAAAAAUAAUAAAAAUUCAGAAGAUAAAGGACUUGGUACACCAAUUUAUGCUGCACCAGAAACAUAUCACGAUGAAUACACGAAUGCAGGUGACGUUUAUUCCUAUGCUAUUAGUGCUUGGGAAUUGUUUUAUCAAGAAGAACCAUAUAAAGAAUUUAAAUCUUUGUUUGAAAUUAAAGAUUAUGUUGAAAGUGGUAAAAGACUUGGUUUUGAUACAUCUAUUCCAAUGUUAUUGAAAGGUCUUAUUCAAGACUGUUGGAAACAAAACGUUGGUGAACGACCUUCGUUUGAACAAGUUUGUAAAAGAUUGGUUAAAUUAGAUGAAGAUGCUAUUAAUCAUCUUGAACUUGAUAAUGAUGUUUCUGAUGGAAGAAUUGAAGAAAUUAUUAAUAAUAGAACUCAAAGAAUGCAAGACCAAUUGAAUGAAAUUAGCCAUGAUUAA